Messenger RNA from Daktulosphaira vitifoliae (grape phylloxera), 3874 nucleotides. Its product is annotated as zinc finger protein 91-like. Lineage: Eukaryota; Metazoa; Arthropoda; Insecta; Hemiptera; Phylloxeridae. Gene Ontology annotation, molecular function: RNA polymerase II cis-regulatory region sequence-specific DNA binding; DNA-binding transcription factor activity, RNA polymerase II-specific; zinc ion binding. Bases 405 to 3251 code for a protein of 948 amino acids. The transcript is spliced from 3 exons. Gene Ontology annotation, cellular component: nucleus. Gene Ontology annotation, biological process: regulation of transcription by RNA polymerase II. The record is from RefSeq and is a predicted model, not a curated record.
AUUUAUUAAACUGUAUAUUAUAGUUUUGUAUAUUUAUAAUUAUCAUGUGAUUAUAUGUUCAUAAUAUUACAAUAUUCUAAUACUCAUGUUUUUUAACAAUAGAUAUCAUAAUUAAAUCAGUAUCAUCAAUUGAAAUUAUCAUUUUUAGUAGAAUUGAUUGUUUAAAAUCCUAAGACAUUUUCACAUAAAUAAUUUUUUGUUUUUUUCUUUCAAUUUUUUUAUUUAGUUGUCAAUAUUUAUGAAAUUAACUAAUAAAUAAUAAAUUUCAAAUCUAUAUCACUCGACACUGUAAUUAAAUUAACAGGGCAAAAUGACUAAUAAAUUAAAAAACUAAUUAUUCUCUCUCGAAAAUUACAAAACCUAAAACACUAAGAAAUUCUGAUCGUAUUGCAAUUUGUACAUUUAUGAUGGAUAACUCGCAAAUAAAUUUGCACAGUGAAAAUUUUGAUCUGUGUAGGAUAUGUUUAUUGGAACCAGAAUCAAAUAGAAAAAUUAAAUUUUUAAACAUAUUUAUGAUAUCAAACAAUGAUAAUGGAUUAAACCAGCAUAUGUUUGAAUUGUUGGGUGUUAAAGUGGAAAAAGAUGAUAUCAAACCCAAGAUUAUAUGUGAAAAUUGCCAUAAAUCAUUGCUUAGUUGGGUUGAAAUGAAAAAAAAAGCUACUGAGUCACAAAUAGUGAUAAAUUAUAUUGCCAAAAAGUUUACAAAUAAUUCAUCCAAAAAGUGUGUUGUUAAUUCAAGUGAACCAGAUUCAUCGUUUGAAUUUGGAAAUAACAUCAAUCCUCAUGCGUCAUCAUUUAAUAAAAAAAUAUGCACAAAAAAUGAAAUAUCUAAUAUCAAAAUAAAUUCGUCACAAAGUUAUGAAAAUCCCAUUCUACCAUCAAAGAGAUCAUUAUCAACAUCUAGUGAAAAUGAUGAUAUUUAUGAAAAUCCUAUGAGUGAAAUAACUGAGACAAAUGAUAUAAUUUGUAUAUCAGAUAGUGAAGAAUCAGUUGAUGUUGAAAAUAUCUCUCAAAAUAUUAAAUCAAAUGAGGAGUCACAUUAUUGUUCAAUUUGUAAAAAACAACAAUAUAAUCAUGAUUGUUCACAGUUCAAUAAAGAGUUCUCUACCUGUUUAGUACCUAACUGUAAUAUAAUAUUCAGAGCAGUUAGAGAUUUUUUUCCUCAUUACAGGCAACACAUUGGUAUGUCUCCUGGAUCCAUUUUAUGUCGUCAGUGUUACAAAGAAAAUAAAAAAUCUAGUAGAGAUGACAAUGGUGAACAUAUUCACAGUGAUAUGACCAACUUAUUUAAAUGCUACACUUGUAAUAUUUCAUUUAAUUCAAUGUUAGAUAUUGCUCAACACAAGCUUACACAGCAUAAUAGCCGUAUUAUCAAUUCUUCAGGUAAUUACUUAUGUUAUUAUUGUGAAAAAUCUUCUCCAGAUUUGGCUAAAAUUAAUGAUCACAUUAAAUAUUGCAAAAACAAUCAGUUAGUUAAAAACCAACAAAAUAAGCCUGAAACAUAUUCUAUUCCUAAAAUAGAUCCAAUUUCUAAAUCUACUAACAGAAUUACUAUAAAAAAGAAUGAUGUUGAUUUGAAAAAAGAGAGGCUUAAAACUACUACUACUACUGCUGCUAUUCCUUGUAAGCUCCCUGUACGAACUGCUGAUCAGGUUCUGUUUACGUGUUUAAAACCAUCAUGUAAUAUUAUUUCUCAAAAUUUUCAAAAUUUUAAAACACAUUGCCGCGAUCAUUUAAAUAUAGGAAAUAAUGUUAUGUGCUGGCAGUGUGUUUCCGAUUUUCCUGAUGUUACUGCUCUUCGUAAUCAUCAAACUCAAGGGAAUUGCCAAAAACCUGGGAUGUUUGAAUGUUUUGAAUGUUCUACCAAAUAUGACGAUAUUCAAGGAUUAAGUGUACAUAAAUUGAUUGUUCAUGAAUGCACUAUUGUAUCAAAGAAUAGAAAAACAAUGAUUUGUCCGUUUUGUAAGACUGAGCAUAACAUUAAUGUAUUUAGAAACCAUUUAACUACAUGUCAAAAUAAACAGAAGAAAAAAGUAAUAUCUAAUCAAACAAAGACUAAACUAAUUGAAAAAAGGACAAAUUUUAAAUGUAAGUAUUGUAAAAAAAUAUGUCAAACACAAGCUGCUUUAGUUAAUCACUUGAAAAAACAUGAAAGAUUAAAAACAAUUAAUUCUUUAAGUAUUAAGUCAAAUUGUGAUUCAACUAUUUCAAAUAAUAAAUCAGUUACUUCUAGCAUUGAUGUUACAGAGACGACAAAUUUUCCAGAAAAAAUAAUCGAUUCUUCUAGAAAAAUUUCAGCUAAUAAUAAAAAUAAACUAGUUAAUAUUGAAAUGUUUCCUUUUAUAAAUAAUUUAUAUUUUUGUAUUAAAUGUCCUAAGAAAUUUGUAUCACAAGCUGGAUUAACUGAACAUUGGAUUCAUUGUUCUAAUGUUGGGAUAAAAAGAGCUAAGCCUAUUAAAAAUAAAUAUCCUCUUAAUUAUUAUUGCACUAAGUGUAAAGAAUAUUAUUCAUGCUUAGAAUUUGGUCAACAUUGGAAAAUUAAACAUGGUAAAAAACUUGUUUCUAACAAGUAUAAACGUUACUCAUGUAGAUAUUGUCCUAGUCAGUUUAAGUAUAAAAUUGCUUUAGCUAUGCACAAAGAACAUGAACAUAAUGAAGAAAGUAUUUCUAACAUUACAGAAAAAAAAACUGUUGAUUGUGUGGUAAUGCUUCCUAUUAUAUCCCAAACUACAUCUUUGGCUGCCAACAAUAUUGAAAAUACGAUGCUUGUUGAUCAAUCAGAUUCUGAUUCACUAGUUGAUGAAAAAGAAGUUAAUGUAGAUACUACUUUUCAUAAAGAUCACAUUAAUGAAAAACAAGAAAAUGCAGUUAAAGAUCCAAUCAUUAAUGAAAAAUGUAAUAUAACUCACUUAAAAGAUAAUAUUGAUAAAGAUGGUGAGCUAUUUGUUAAUCAUGAAUCAUGUAAUAAUGCAAUAACAACUCAGCCAGAUCAAUUAUUUGAUGGAAACAGUUUGGUUGAAGAAGUUAUAGUUGACGAUACUGAGAUGGAUGAAUCCAGCUUAAAUGAAGUAAUAAUACAUUCACAACAUGAUGAAAUAUUACUGGAUAAUAUACAUGAUGUAGUAGAUAAUAUUGAAAAUCAAAAUGAAGAAGAAUCAUCUUAUAAGGAAAUUUGUAACCAGGGUGACUUAGUUAAUGAUAACAAUUUAGUGGUUGAAGUUGAUCAAAGUGAAAUGUCUGUAGAAGUUUAGCUAAUAAGUAUAAAUUAAAUUUAUAUAUAUUUGAACCUGAAUCUUUAAAUUUUAGAAAAAAAAUUCAUCUAAAACCAUAUGUACAAAAAAAUAUAGUAGAAAUAUUAUUUCUAUUUGUUUAAAUAACUUUUUGUCAAUAUUAUGGUACUGUAUGAUCAAUUAUUCAUUACUUAAAUUAAUAGCACAGCAUUCACUCUUUAUGAAUAUUGUUACAUUUAUAAUUCAUGAAAGGUUUUAUUUUUAUUUCAUAAUUGUUUCCAAAACCUAUGUAUACCAUCUAAAAUGUUUUUUAUCCACUUUUUUUUUUUUUUAAAUAUUGUGUAUUGAAAUUUUUAAUAGCCCUUAAACAAAUAAAUAUAAUUUAGACUUAAGAAUUUAUUUAGAUGUAUUUAUUAUUAUUUUAUACUAAGACUUAUAAACGUGUAAUAAGUAUGUUGAAGUUUUAAGUGUAAUUUAAUUUAUCUGUUUUAUUCAUAUAUAUUAUUAAUAUACUUUGUAAAGUAUUUGAAAUUAAUUUUUUAUAUGUUUCUUUUGCAUAUUUAAAAUAGUUAUUUUGUAAAAUAAAUCGAGACAACUGUAUUAGGAGUUUAAUUCAAAAAUGAAUCAAAUUAUUUUCUAUUCCA